Actinia tenebrosa (Australian red waratah sea anemone) is the source of this 3849-nucleotide messenger RNA. Its product is annotated as E3 ubiquitin-protein ligase MYLIP. Gene Ontology annotation, cellular component: cytoskeleton. Gene Ontology annotation, biological process: ubiquitin-dependent protein catabolic process. Lineage: Eukaryota; Metazoa; Cnidaria; Anthozoa; Actiniaria; Actiniidae. Gene Ontology annotation, molecular function: cytoskeletal protein binding; ubiquitin-protein transferase activity. The record is from RefSeq and is a predicted model, not a curated record.
GAGAAAAUUUUUUCUUGUUGCAUGCAGAAUAUUGUAGUGUGAGGAGGUAUUUUAAUGGCGGAAAAGAUUAUGGUUCGAUGAAAUGCGAGACACAGCUCUCACACAGAAGCCAUGUGGUGUUUUGUGUCGCUUCCCGAUUCAGUUAUCACUGAAUUCGAGCUCACGGAGAAAGCGCUUGGACAACAGCUUUUGGAUCAGGUUUGCCAGAGACUUGGUAUUAUAGAGGUAGACUAUUUUGGACUGCAAUUUUCGGGUCCAAAGGGAGAAACUUUAUGGUUGAACACAAGGAAUCGAAUAAGUCGCCAAGUUUCCGGUAAUCCUCCAUAUCGACUCAGUUUUCGCGUCAAAUUUUUCGUUCAGCCACAUUUUUUACUUCAAGACUCUUCCAGGCAUCUUUACUUUCUGCAUCUAAAAAAGGACUUUACAGAUGGAAAAAUCACCAGUCUACAAUCCAGAAUAGCUCAUUUGUAUGCUCUUAUUGCUCAAGCAUUAAAUGGGGACCAUACAGAUGGGCAUUCACCUUGUAGUUACUGCAAAAACUCUGAUGGAGAAUGCAGAAAGAACUGGACUUCGGACUCGGUGGCGACCGCACAUGCAAAACUUCGUGGUUUAAAACCAUCAACAGCGGAAUAUGAAUUCUUAAAAGAGCUAGCAGACCUCGAAAAUUAUGGGACUGAGUUCCAUACAGCUAGAAAUACUGAGGGUAAUCACUCGAAUAUUGGAGUAAGCAGUAAAGAACUUCGAAUUUAUGAUGCGGAGUUUAACUUUGUUGAGAGCAUAUCAUACAAUGGACUUAAGAUGGCAACCCACACGGGUAAGAUUCUUUACCUUACCAUUAUGGGAUGUGAUGGAGACCAUAUCCUAGAAUUAAAGCUGCACACCCAAGGAGCUGCUUGUGCUUUAUAUCGAUCUAUCACAGAAUACCAUGCAUUUUAUCGCUGYGAGACAGUUCGUAAUGCAGUCAAAUGCCAGUUCACCAGAGACUUUAAGGAGACMUUUUUCUCUCUAUUCAAUGAAGAGGAAUCUGACAAGAAAUACAUAUUUGACGUAAGAAGAACUUGUAAGGAAGUAUACGACCACUGUCGUAGAGUUCUGUAUAACCAAGGGUACGAUCCUAUUCAUAUGGUGCCAUAUACACUGGAACAAAAUGUUUCAGUCCAACUGGAGGGAAAUGGAAUUGAACAGGAAAGUGAACUGAAAGAAAARCUCAACAAAAUGGAGCAUGAUCUGCGUUGUAAGAUAUGCAUGGAUGCUGAUAUAAGCACAGUGUUUUGCCCAUGUGGACAUAUGGUUUCUUGUGAUGUCUGUGCUGAUCAACUAGAGAUGUGUCCAGUGUGCCGUAGUUCAAUUGGAAAAGCACAGAAAGCAUUUCUGCCUGUAACCAUGGCUACCUAGGUAGUAAGUCAUCUUGUCUUAGUUCCAAGUUAAGUUAAUAUCUGUGAAUAGGCCARACAUGAAUCCUUAGAUUCUGCAUUUAUCCAAAAUGGUAAAUAUGAUACAUACAUUAGAGACAAUUCUUAGGACAGGUGUUUGAAAUAGCAAAUUGAUACCAUCCUGAUAGACCAUAAUUAAUGCAAGCAUGAUUUUGUUCAUACCCAAACUAUACCAGAAUGCACAAUGUUUCUAAAUGUGGAAACUUGUAUUUUGCUAACCAGUACCACUUCUCAUAUACUUUAAUUUGAGUAAUACUGUAUGAAUCACCUUUAAGACCCUAGGGUUGUCCUGUAGUUUGAAGCACUAGUGAACUGGUUUAUGAUCAGAAUGUGAUGUUUUUUAAAAUCUGUUUUCAAUUCAGCUUAGUCAUUAAUUGCCUCAGUGCUAAAAAAUACCAAAAAUUAGACCAUUUUGAUUUUGAUUUUCAUAAUUUCUGUUGAAGUUAAAUUUUUGAAAUGUAUAUUCCCCAAGCAAAAACUUACCACAGGUACAUUAUAUUAUUUAUUUUUGACAAUGUAAGAUAGUGUAUAUUAAAUAACCCAUAGAAGUUUUGUAGUAGAACAUAACUUGGGGGUUUAGUUUUGUAUUUAGAUGCCUUACUUGUAGUAUUUAUUAUAAGAAUAGUUUAAUAUUUCCUCCUUCAUAUUASCUGUAAAUCUAAUUAAUGCAUCUCUUUAUAGCUUCAGCAUAAUGUUUUCCAAUUUCUGUUCAGAUCACAUGUUAUUCCCUAGAGUAUUAUUUCUUGGUUUAACAGUCUUGCAGGAAAAGACAAAGGGAUGUGGAUGCAACUUAAACAAGAAAUCUUGUACGUUCUCAAGACAAUGACAAUGAUCUAAAAUGGGAAAACAUUUUGCCUAAAGGAGUAAGGCCUAUUUAUGGGAAAUGUUUUUGAGUUCAUUUCCAGUUCGUAAAGAUUUUAUAGUAAUCUGAUUGGUGAAUUAUUAAUCUAAUGAGAUUAGUGUUUAAGACUGAUUGGAUAUCCCAAACUAAUCCUUACUACAUUUACUUACCAAAAUUUUAGAAGUGAUCAAUAGUUUUGUGUACAAACAGUUAUAUAUAGAGAACAAAUUUAUGAGGCCAAAGUAGAGAUAUUAGAUUACCUUUGUUCAGUAAAGCCACAAAAUGUUGAUUAUGAAUCAGUUUACUCAGACAUAACAUGUAUUAAUAAUACCUAGGUUAUGAGAGUGGGAGGAUAAUAAUAGCACUUGUCAAAGAUGUGAAAGAAAAUGAAUGAAUGUGAAAGAAAUUCCACCUGAAGAUGAUAGAAAAAAUAAUCAUUAAUAAUUAUUCCAUUUUAGCAUCUCAAUCAUGCAGCAACUAAUAUAAUGUUAUAAUUUGUAAAAUAUCUACUUUUAGUUUUUUUAAGAACUUAUAGUCAGUUUAUUCAUCACGUUUUAAUAGUUGCCAGCUUAGUAAGAUUUCACAUAAAGUUGGUCAUAAUUGCAUCUGCUUAAUUUCUUCUCAUAUCAACAUGGCCACCAUGAUGUAGACUGAAAUAUUUACAAGUGCAAUCUUGUUUUGUUUUAAGUGUCCCUAAUACAGACUGUAUUAACGUUUAAAUUCUAAUGCAGAUGUGGACAAAGUAGAUACUGGUGGAUGCCAAUCACAUCUUUUCUAUGUCGUUCCACAGGUGUGUUCCUUCGUCACAUAAAGACUUGAUUGAUAUCCACCAAAAUCCUAUUUUGUCAUAACAGAAAAUUGUGGAGGUUAGUUAAGAAUGACUAACACUGAAUCACCUGCUUUGUGUACAGUAUCUUAGUUGCUGUAAAGCAAAAUUUAGGAAAAUAUUCUUUGGCACCAGCUAAUUUAGAUAUAAUUGUGCCUAUAGGAUUUCCGAUUGUUCAGUUGUUUAUAUGUACCAUUUUUCUUCUAGCUUCAAAUUUUUAUCCCAUACUAUUGAAAAUAUACAGCCACUCAGAAUGCAAGAAAGCCGUGAUUGUACAUUUUGCCGUAUUCUACCAUUUCUUCCCAUCAGGAUUUGUGGGUGUUGUGAUGCCUAGGUAUAUUCAAUCGUGUGGGAUGAAAUACUAUUAGAUACAAUGCUUUUUCGUGGCACACCAUGGAAUAUCCCAAUUGUUAUUUGUAUUUUCUUAUUAAAAACACUCGCCUUCAGGAAGGCGUUUGUGUAUGGUAGAAAUUACGAAUGUCUAAUGGGAUAUUCCAUGGUGCGUCACUCAAAACCAUUGUAUAACUAAGUUUAUUAGAWUUACCAGUAUUCACCCUCGUUCUGCAAAUAAUCAAUAAUUCUCAAAUAGAAUAGAUAGGUUUGGGUAGAUUUGCAGGCAGUUUACUACCCAGCAUUUUUAAGGUAUUAACAAGGAAUCCCCAGAUGAUUUAUAAUUCAUAGUUAUAUAUAAAAGAUAUUUCUGUAUCAAAAUAGACAAAGCUUUUUAUUAAAAAUGUUUUUUAUUUUCA